Messenger RNA from Centruroides sculpturatus (bark scorpion), 779 nucleotides. Its product is annotated as polycomb complex protein BMI-1-A-like. The record is from RefSeq and is a predicted model, not a curated record. The coding region runs from base 460 to 777 and encodes 105 amino acids. NCBI's taxonomy places the organism in Eukaryota, Metazoa, Arthropoda, Arachnida, Scorpiones, Buthidae. The transcript is spliced from 3 exons.
UUAUACUGGAAACUUGCUCAUUACAGAAAAAUUUCAUAAUACCAUCCAAUUACAUUAUAGGCAGGUUUGACUAUAUCUUAUAACAUAAAUACAAUGAAUACAUAAGUCUACAAUUCUCAAUUAGUGAUCAUUGUAGUUGAUUUUUUUUAAAUAUCAUAUCUAUCAACACUAUAAAUUUCAUUAUUUGGUAAGAAUAAGAUAUUACUUUUAUUAGUAACUGUCAUAAAGGAUUGUCUUUAGGAUAAAGUUCAUUUUGACUAGAAUUACGAGAGCAUAGAAUUUGCUUGUCAAAGUAUAAAUUUUAAGUUAUUCAACUAUCAAAUUACAUUCCGAAACCAAGAUCAUUUAAAUUGUAGUGCAUCAAAAGUAAUUCAAAAGUCAAACUACUUAAUUAUUUUUGAGUGCUUGACAGAUUGUUAUUUUAAAUUAAAUGUAGAAAGUAAUAAAUAUUUCCUUAUAAUGGAUUAUUGUAUGAAUUUAGUGCCUGCGUCGAGUGAAGAAAGAGGCGAAGUGUUGGGUGGCGAGAGAUUGAUCUUUUCUCCCAAAGACAUGAUCAGCAUAUCAAUGGAAUAUUGUCCUAUAGGUGUGCUAUUUCCUCAUUUGCAGGGGAAUCAAAUUUCUAACAUUAGUAGCUCACAGAGUCAUCGUCGAUACCUUUAUUGUCCCGGCGCAUUAACUAUAGCCCACUUGAAAAAAUUGAUUCAUGCCAAAUAUAAUCUCCUCCCCAAACAGCAGGUAUCGAGUUGUAUUAAUUAUUCUAAGUUAUUUAAAAUUUAAAU